This is a messenger RNA of Pyrenophora tritici-repentis Pt-1C-BFP, 153 nucleotides long. The record is from RefSeq and is a predicted model, not a curated record. NCBI's taxonomy places the organism in Eukaryota, Fungi, Ascomycota, Dothideomycetes, Pleosporales, Pleosporaceae.
AUGACGCGCAUAUCAAAAUGCAUAUGGUGCAGCUCAGUCAGUCGUUGCGCCCGCUCUGUGCAGCAAGACAGCAUACCACCGCGAGCAUCUUCCUGUAUUCCCUUUGACAACCACAAAGACUUGAGCAAGACUGCGCGCAUCAAAGCUGGAUAA